CGGGGCCCGCCAUGGGCCGCCCCGAACGGGGCGCGCUCCGGCCGCUGGCGCUGCUGCUGCUGCUGCUGCAGCUUCAGCAUCUCGAGGCGGCGGCGGAUCCACUGCGCGGCGGCCAAGGGUCGGUCAAGGAGUGCGAAGAGGACCAGUUCCGGUGCCGGAACGAGCGCUGCAUUCCCUCUGUGUGGAGAUGCGACGAGGACGACGACUGCUCGGACAACAGCGACGAGGAUGACUGCCCUAAGAAGACCUGUGCGGACAGCGACUUCACCUGUGACGACGGCCACUGCAUCCGAGAGCGGUGGAAGUGCGAUGGCGAGGAGGAGUGUCCCGACGGGUCCGACGAGUCCGAGGCCACUUGCACCAAGCAGGUGUGUCCCGCAGAGAAGCUGAGCUGUGGACCCACCAGCCACAAGUGUGUGCCUGCUUCAUGGCGCUGUGAUGGGGAGAAGGACUGCGAGAGUGGAGUGGACGAGGCCGGCUGUGCCACCUUGUGCGCCCCGCACGAGUUCCAGUGCAGCAACCGCUCUUGCCUGGCCGCCGUGUUCGUGUGCGACGGCGACGACGACUGUGGCGACGGCAGCGACGAGCGUGGCUGCGCCGACCCGGCCUGCGGGCCCCGCGAGUUCCGCUGCGGCGGCGGCGGCGCCUGCAUCCCCGAGCGCUGGGUCUGUGACCGCCAGUUCGACUGCGAGGACCGCUCGGACGAGGCGGCCGAGCUCUGCGGCCGCGCGGGCCCCAGGGCCACGUCCGCGCCCGCCACCUGCGCCGCUGCCGCCCAGUUCGCCUGCCGCAGCGGCGAGUGCGUGCACCUGGGCUGGCGCUGCGACGGCGACCGCGACUGCAAGGACAAGUCGGACGAGGCCGACUGCCCGCUGGGCACCUGCCGUGGAGACGAGUUCCAGUGUGGGGAUGGGACUUGUGUCCCUGCCGUCAAGCGCUGCAACCAGGAACAGGACUGUCCAGACAGGAGUGAUGAAGCUGGCUGCCUGCAGGAGUCAACAUGUGAGGGUCCCCGCAGAUUUCAGUGUAAGAGUGGCGAGUGCGUGGACGGCGGGAAAGUGUGUGAUGCUCAGAGGGACUGCCGGGACUGGUCAGAUGAGCCUCUGAAAGAGUGUGUUCUGCCAACAUCCCAGAGAAACAGGAGGCGGCCCAGGGGUAAAGAGGAGCAUUCCCUAAGCAUGGCUCAGGCUGGAGGGCUGAACGAGUGUCUGCACAACAAUGGCGGCUGUUCCCACAUCUGCACCGACCUCAAGAUCGGCUUUGAGUGCACGUGCCCAUCGGGCUACCGGCUCCUGGACCAGAAGACCUGCGGUGACAUUGACGAGUGUGAGGACCCAGACGCCUGCAGCCAGAUCUGUGUCAAUUACAAGGGCUACUUUAAGUGCGAGUGCCACCCUGGCUACGAGAUGGACACCCUGACCAAGAACUGCAAGGCCGUCGCUGGCAGAAGCCCGUCCCUAAUCUUCACCAACCGGCACGAAGUGCGGAGGAUAGACCUGGUGAAGCGGGACUACUCACGUCUCAUCCCCAUGCUCAAGAACGUCGUGGCGCUGGACGUCGAAGUUGCCACCAAUCGCAUCUACUGGUGUGACCUCUCCUACCGCAAGAUCUACAGCGCCUACAUGGACAAAGCCAGCGACCCAACAGAGCAGGAGGUCCUCAUUGAUGAGCAGCUGCACUCUCCAGAGGGCCUGGCAGUGGACUGGGUCCACAAGCACAUCUACUGGACCGACUCGGGCAACAAGACCAUCUCAGUGGCCACAGUUGAUGGCGGACGCCGCUGCACUCUCUUCAGCCGUGACCUCAGUGAACCCCGGGCCAUUGCCGUUGACCCCCUGCAAGGGUUCGUGUAUUGGUCUGACUGGGGGUACGAGGCUAAGAUCGAGAAGUCUGGGCUCAACGGUAUGCACCGGCAGACACUGGUGUCAGACGGUAUUGAGUGGCCCAACGGAAUCACCCUGGAUUUGCUGAACCAGCGCUUGUACUGGGUAGACUCCAAGCUGCACCAGCUGUCCAGCAUUGACUUCAGCGGAGGCAACAGGAAGAUGCUGAUUUCCUCCCCUGACUUCCUGAGCCACCCUUUCGGGAUAGCUGUGUUUGAGGACAAGGUGUUCUGGACAGACCUGGAGAAUGAGGCCAUUUUCAGUGCAAAUCGGCUCAAUGGCCUGGAAAUCUCCGUCCUAGCUGAGAACCUCAAUAACCCACAUGACAUUGUCAUCUUCCAUGAGCUGAAGCAGCCAAGAGCUGCAGAUGCCUGCGAGCUGAGUGCCCAGCCCAAUGGAGGCUGUGAGUACCUGUGCCUUCCUGCUCCUCAGAUCUCCAGCCACUCCCCCAAGUACACCUGUGCCUGUCCUGACACAAUGCGACUGGGCCCUGACAUGAAGAGGUGCUACCGAGCACCUCAGUCUACCUCAACUACGACGUUAGCCUCCACCACAACGAGGACAGUAGCCGACACCACCAGAGCCCCUGGGACCACCGUCCGCAGCCCCGCCUACCAGAACCACAGCACAGAGACACCAAGCCUGGCAGCAGCGGUCCCAAGCUCAGUUAGUGUUCCCAGGGCUCCCAGCAUCAGCCCGUCUACCCCACGCCCUGCAACCAGCAACCACUCCCAGCACUAUGGGAAUGAAAGUGGCAAGAUGGGCUCAACAGUCACUGCUGCUGUCAUUGGGAUCAUUGUGCCUAUGGUGGUUAUAGCCCUGCUGUGCAUGAGUGGCUACCUGAUCUGGAGAAACUGGAAGCGGAAGAACACCAAAAGCAUGAAUUUCGACAACCCUGUAUACAGGAAAACGACAGAAGAAGAGGAUGAGGAUGAGCUCCACAUAGGGAGGGCUGCUCAGAUUGGCCAUGUCUAUCCAGCAGCGAUCAGCAGCUUUGAUCACCCACUGUGGGCAGAGCCCUGUCUUGGGGAGACCAGAGAAAUGGAAGACCCAGCCCCUGCCCUCAAGGAGCUUUUUGUCUUGCCGGGGGAACCAAGGUCACAGCUGCACCAACUCCCGAAGAACCCUCUUUCCGAGCUGCCUGUCGUCAAGUGCAAGCGAGUGGCAUUAAGCCUUGAAGAUGAUGGACUGCCCUGAGGAUGGGACCACUCCCUUCGUGCCUCAUGGAAUUCAGUCCCAUGCACUACACCCUGGAUGGUGUAUGCCUGGAUGGAAGGGUUUCUGUACAUGAGUCUGUGUGUCUGUGUGUGUGUGUGCGUGUGUAAUUUUUUUUAAUUUAUAUUGCGGAAAGGUAACCACAAAGUUAUGAUGAACUGCAAACAUCCAAAGGAUGUGAGAGUUUUUAUAUGUAUAAUGUUUUAUACACUUUUUAACUGGUUGCACUACCCAUGAGGAAUUCAUGGAAUAGCUACUGCUGAGUGACUAACAUGAUGUACAUAACCAAAUGGGGCCGAUGGUACAGUAGCUUACUCACCAUUUAAAAAUUAUAUUUACAGAGGGUAUUUGGUUUUGGGGGGCUUUUUUAGGUUUCAGAGUUUUGUUUUUUUGUAAAUAGAAUGAUUAUGCUUUGUGGCUAUCCAUCAUCAUAAGUAAAAAAAAGAAAACACUUCAAAUCCCUCUCCCAUUUAGAUUAUUUAUUAACAUAUCUCAAAAGUAAGAUUAGUUCUAUAAGUAAUUUAGAGAGGUGAGAGUAUUUAUUUUGGGUAUGAUUGGCCUACCACCUGGACUCUGUGUGCAUUUAUGUUUAUGUGUGUAUGUGAGUGAGAAAGAAAAAUCUGUAGAGAAGAGGCACACCUAUGGCUGUUGUUCAGAUACAUAAUGAUAAAUAUAUUUUAAAACAGUCCACAAGAAGGGUUAUCUGUAGUUUUCAGAGAAGCCUUUGGAAAUUUGGACCAGAAAAGAGAUACCAUGGUUUGUGCAAACAUGCAGUGGGGAGAGGUAGAUCUUUUCUGCCUCUGGCUGUUCCUGGGAUUCCAAUCAGUCAGGAAAAGCCCCUCAGCUCACCCGUGGCUACUGUGGUUCUUACCUGGGCUUUCUCUUCUGUGGCUAAAGCCAGUGUACAGACUUCACACAGUACCCAAAGUUGCCGCGAGCGCAGGUGAGAACAUGCCUGAACCUCGGCUACUCCUUGUUUUAAAGUUCAGCAUCUCAAGUAACUUCAUUUUCCUUUAGGACACUUGGGUUGAAUUCACUGUUUCCUCUGAAGCACACUGAGGGUGCCAUCCUUACUUAUAGAGAGCUAAAUGGAGAAGUUUCUUGAACAGCCCAAGUUUACUGUUGGGACUGGCUCAGGCACUGACCUCUGAGUAUGCUAUGGGUUGAGGAUAAGGAUGGAGGAAUAGGUUUUGUUACAUCUCUACUUCUCCCUUCCCCUUACUCUCUACCAUUUCCUUUAGGUGGAGAAAACAAGUUAAAGUGAUACAUAGGUUUGUUACCAUCGUGUGUUCACAUAGAUGAAACUAAUAUUUGGCUUAAAUUAGAAAAAGUGGCCAAACCUAAAGUCCUGUUUGAGGGGGAAACGGCGUACACAAUACUACAGUAUAUUGGAUAUAUAUGUUCACACAGGGAUUUGGUUUACUGCUUUGUAAAUAAAAGGAGAAACUCUGGGUAUAUGUAUAGAUUUUUUUCUCAUUGUGGACACUUACUUUGCUUUUCCUGGGCCUUGGGGGAGGCAGGGAGAAGUGCACUUUUCUUUUUGUGGGGUCUACCAUUGAAAAGAUAAUCCUACAGUCCCAGAAGGAAUUCAGUCCCCGUUGGCUCUUAUCCAAGGUGUGGUCUUAACUCUGCUGUUCUGCCACUUAACUCCCACUGGACAACCAGGGAUAAUGUGUGACAUGGAAGUGUUUGGUUUAAAUAGGAGCAGAGGACAUGUAUCUAACCUUAACAUACCUGGAACUUGACACUUUUAAGCAAAUUCCUCCCCUUCUACUCCCCAGCUGCCCCCAACUCUGUGAAGCUUGGAUGUCUCACCAGCUUGAUACCCUCUGAAUUUCCAGGCAGACGUUCUGGGGUUCUGUCACCCUGUUCCUAGGACCUUUCUCUACAUCACUCAUGGUCUCCUGUCUUCUGAGAAAAUAACUGUAUUCUGGAGCCUGGGCACUAAGCUUUGCAUAAGCAAGCAGUUUCUUCAUGAUAUACCUGUGUUGAUAGUCCUGAAACAUUCAUUGAGAGGGUACAUGCAAUUGACCUUGAAUGAACAAAACCAAACAGAAUUUUAAGAACAGGUGGCCAACUCCUACAGAGCUUAAUCACUUACUACUAUUCUUUCAAGAAUGGAAAGUAAAAUUAUUUUUGACUGAAGAAAAAUCAUGAAAGUGAAAAACACUGAAAUUUACACAAAACAAGCAACUUUUUCUGUAACCUGCCUCCAAAGAAAUAGAAUUUCCUGGGGAAAUGAUAAGAGUGACUAAUGCAGUUUCUAAACUUUUAGUCAGAUCCUGUCCUUCACAGAAAAAAAUAAUGAAUAGGGUCAGUGAUUCAGCCUGAGAUCUCAAAAUGAUGAUGAAACACAACUUUCUAAGAGACAUCCAUGUUUCCUGAAUAUGCUACAACUGCAGUUUGGAAGAGGCAGUUACGGAAGCAACCUACAAAAAACUGUGGACUACUCAUGUGUUGGAUGGCAGUAAAUAAGAUGAAAUCUGAGGAGUCAGGUUCAUCCUUCUCUAUUCUUGGAUGCAUUUUGAGGUACAGUUGCACUUCUGUUGCCUUUUGCCCCUGCGUCAUCAUAUACCUACAGCCAAUAAUGGAUCACAGAGUCAUUGGACUAUAGAGCUGGAAGGAAGCUUAGAGAUAAGGCCUGAAGGGCAGAAAAUUUAUCAGACAUUUUUUUAUGUGUGUAAAAGAAACUAGUCCCAGCCCUUUUCCUCGCUUUCCUUUUCCAGGAGACUACUUUGGGCUGCCCGAACAUUGUAUCAAACCUGCUACCUAUCUUAUGGCCUAUCUUUCUGGUGGAAUUUUGAAAGCACUGGCAGAAAUAUUCUUCCAGAAAUGGGGAAAACUAAAAUUUUAUUUAUUUACUCUUGAUAGCAUGAUUACAUAUAAAACAGAUUGAGGUAAACUGUAACCUCAGAAUGAGAUCGUAUUUAAAUGUAUAGCAAUAAGUACUUUUCAUCCCUCCAGUUCUGUGUGAUUGCAAUAUGUAUAUUCAUCCACUGAAACCAUUUGCUAGGUACCAAGUAAGUGCCAGGUACUGCAGAUGUACAGGUCAGUCAAAUGCUUUCUGUCCUGACAGAACUCACAGUAGCAAUUAGAGGAAGACAUGUGGAAACAAAAAAAAAAGGAAUAGAUAUUUUUUGGGGUACUAUUAGUUUACAAAGGUGUAAGAAUGGGGUCAAGAAAGGCAUUGUAGGAAAAGUGGCCCUAAGCUAAGUCUUAGAAAUUAAGUAGGGGUGUCCAGGCUGCUUCAGGCAGAGGACACACUGAGCUAAGACACAGAAGCAUGAAACAGCAUGGGGAUCUUAAGAAACUGCAUGUAAUUACUUGUAAUGAGCAAAAGGCUCAAGGGAGACUUAGCAAGAAAUGAGGCUGGAUGGAAAGACAGGUUCAAUGUAAGCACUUUAUAGAAUACUUCUAUUUAAUUUCUGAUUCAAUUAAUGAAACAUUUCUUGGUCAUUUACUGUGUGUGUAUAAGGCACCAAGUGCAUCAUGGAAAAUUGAUCAGAAUGUGUUGCCAGCACUUUGCAGACAUGACAGUCUUCACUCUCAAGCUUUCCUGUGGCCAAAGGGAAACAGUGACUGCUUUUCACAUAUUUGAGUUGAAGUUUUUUGAUACGGUCAAUGAAGACUGAUAGAAGGGCAGUGGGAUUUUCACAGAAGGAUUCCAUGUUGUCAAGAGCCUCUGGGAUUUUCUCAACGGUGAAAAAGAAAACUGGAAAUUUUGAAGACGUGGGGUCUGCAGAGCGGACCCCAAGCACUGUCCAGUCGGGUGCUAGGGGGAAUGGGGAGAGAGCACAGGAAUGUGAGCCUCUCUACACCACUCCCUCACUCCUGCUAUACACUCAUCAUUUCACAAAAUAUAAAUGAGUUAUCAGUUAAAUGCUUCAGAGUAAAUAAUUUCUUUUCCCAGCAAUGCAUGAAGAUAGAGUAUCAGAAUCUUCUCACACUAUUUUUAGGGUAUUGGGGAUUUUCAGGAUAUGGAGAACUUAGAGGUGGAGGAAUUACAGCUUCAAAUUUUCAGUUAAUAUAAGAAAUCAGGAAGCUUUGUUCAUUCAGGCUAUGCACCAUGUGCAUAGUCAAGAAUCAGCAGAAAUCCUCUGCAUUUGCAAACACUUUGUGCUAUAAAAAGUAAUUUUAAAAAGCCACCUGUAUAUGUAUAUAUAUAUUUAAAGACAUGAAGGUUUUGAUACUUUUUUACAAAAAUUACAACAGAAAACAAAUAUCUGUACAAACCAUGUGUUUUAAAAUAGCAUUUUGUUCUAUACAAGCUGUUGUUGAUGUGGGGUGAGCUCCUGGUUUGCAAACUCCAUCACAUUGUACACAAAUGAACAUUCCUUGUUUGUCUUCCUCCGAACACCCCCAAGUGACCAUAUUUGAUGUAACAGGCAUGUUAGAAUGUUGGGUCACACUAACCAUUUAUGCUUUUUUGUCUUGUCCUUCUGAGUUCCGUUAGCUUCUGUACUCAGUCCCCUUUGCAGUCUGGUUUCUCUUCCAGAGGCAAAGGGUGGUGUGCUGCAUCUCACUAGU
Molecule: messenger RNA, 7625 nt
Organism: Balaenoptera ricei (Rice's whale)
Lineage: Eukaryota; Metazoa; Chordata; Mammalia; Artiodactyla; Balaenopteridae
Gene: LRP8
Product: LDL receptor related protein 8
Exons: 21
Coding region: 12-3080 (1022 amino acids)
Biological process (GO): ventral spinal cord development
Cellular component (GO): plasma membrane; caveola
Molecular function (GO): protein binding; calcium ion binding
Source: RefSeq, a predicted model, not a curated record